Messenger RNA from Lagenorhynchus albirostris (white-beaked dolphin), 998 nucleotides. It is a transcript of the gene TNFRSF4, whose product is annotated as TNF receptor superfamily member 4. Gene Ontology annotation, biological process: inflammatory response. The coding region runs from base 1 to 837 and encodes 278 amino acids. Lineage: Eukaryota; Metazoa; Chordata; Mammalia; Artiodactyla; Delphinidae. The record is from RefSeq and is a predicted model, not a curated record. The transcript is spliced from 7 exons. Gene Ontology annotation, molecular function: protein binding; tumor necrosis factor receptor activity.
AUGCGCGUGGGAGCCCAGCCACCCAGGGCUCCGGGCUCGGCCUUCCUGCUCCUGGGGCUCGCGCUGGGCGCUGCGGCCCAGCUCAACUGUGUUGGGGACACCUACCCCAGUGGCAGCAGGUGCUGUAAGGAGUGCCAGCCAGGUUAUGGGAUGGAGAGCCGUUGCAACCACGCCCGGGACACGGUGUGCCGUCCGUGUGAGCCCGGCUUCUACAACGAGGCAGUCAACUACGAGGCCUGCAAGCCCUGCACACAGUGCAACCAGAGAAGUGGGAGCGAGCCCAAGCAGAGAUGCACACCCACGAGAGACACGGUCUGCGGCUGCAGGCCGGGCACCCAGCCCCAGGACGGCUAUGGCUACAAGCGUGGAGUUGACUGUGCCCCGUGCCCACCAGGACACUUCUCCCCGGGCAACGACCAGGCCUGCCAGCCCUGGACCAACUGCACCUCAUUAGGAAAGCGAACGCUGCAGGCGGCCAGCAACAGCUCGGACGCUGUCUGUGAGGACAGGAGCCCCCGACUCACACCCGCCUGGGAGACCCAGGGCCCCGCAGCCCGGUCCACCCCUGCUCAGCUCACCACUACCUGGCCGAGGGCCUCACAGGGGCCCUCCACGCCCCACGCAGAGCCCCCCAAGGGCCCUGAGCUGGCCGCUGUCCUGGGCCUGGGCCUGGGCCUGGGCCUGCUUGGCCCCGUGGCUGCCGCGCUGGCCUUGCUCCUGCACCACAGGGCCUGGAGGCCGACGCCCAACGCCCCCAAGCCCCCCGGGGCAAACAGCUUCCGGACCCCCAUCCAAGAGGAGCAUGCCGAUGCCAACUCCAGCCUGGCCAAGAUCUGAGCAACGUCCACUGGCGUAGAAGCCGGCACCCCUCCGCAGGCCGGGGCCCCCAGACGCAGGCCGUCCCACCCGUCACCCCCGGACCCUGGCGCCCUGUCCCCCCGCCCUGUGCCGUUUUAGGCGCUCCUGGGCGGCACCCUGGGCCCUGCUAUGUAUGCUGU